AUGUCGGAGCAAGAAGUAUCAUCUCUUCGGCCGCCCGUGCCGCGGCGGGUCAUCAAGAAGCGAGGGACCACCCGAGAACGGACGGGGUGUCUGACAUGUCGUCAACGGAAAAAACGAUGUGAUCUAGGUUAUCCUGUGUGCAGAGAAUGCGUUCGAUUGAACUAUAAGUGCAAAUGGGAAGAGCCGAGAUCCGUUGCUCAAGAUAAGCAGAGCGUAAAGUCGGUGGUGCCAGCUGAGGACGAAUCAAACAGCCCGUUUCGACUGUUCAAUAACCCAGAUCCCGUUUUAUUCUGGGUUGAUGAACAUGCCGAUUGCACGUCCCCGUCGAGCCGCCGGCACUUCCUCCGAUAUUACACACAGACCUUCACGCAUCUUCUAACGACCAACAUUGAGAACAAUUCUUUCUUAUCUGUAUUUCUGCCCAUGGCCAUGCACAGCCCACCCUUGCUAAACACGCUGAUCGCGUGGUCCUCCGCACACCUAUCACUGAGGGACCACUCCUUUCAGCAAGUGGCAAUUCAGAACCGAUGUGGAGCACUGAGUGGUCUCCGCGGUGCCCUCGAAUCAGACCCCACAAAUAUUGAGGCCAAUCUCGCCAUGUCCUUGGUCCUGUGCUCAUUGGAGAGCAUCAUGUCAGAUAACGGAGCCGCCUGGUAUCAGCAUCUAGUCGGCGCUGCCGGGGUUAUCUCGGCCAACACAUCCACAGCAGUCCUUAAAGGUUCAUCCACAACUGAGUUACUGAAACCAUUCGAGGAUGCGCAUUCGGGACGCUGGCUGCUUCGGAACUUUGCCUAUCGGGAUAUUGUCAUGGCCGUCGCGCGAGACCAAGCACCGCUCUUGAGUUCGCAUCAUUUCCUUCGACUCGAUGAGCCUAGACUGCCAGACUCGCAUUUCGGUCUUGCGUCGGAGAUUCUCGAAAUCAUUUCGGAAAUAACUGCACUGAAUGAAGAUAUUAAGAACAUUACCUUGGGAGUCCAAACCGUGACCGACAACAACUUCGCAUUCGAUCAUCACACAAAUAGUGUUCACGAGGAAUUCGAACGAGCUGAAAUCCUGACCAGAUUUCUAUACAUCAUUGAGAUUAUUAGCGGAGACUUACCGAAGUUCGGCACUCAUACACCUCUACCGCUCGCAACGGAGAGCGUUCCCACCCAAGCAGAAGGUCUCUCAUCAAAAGCAACAGCCCAAGCUGCGGCUAUCGUCGAAAGUAUCGAGCAAAUGCCAACUCGAAGUUUGCCUGAAUGCACAUUGCUCUUCCCGAUAUUCCUCGCUGGAGGGGAGGCAACGGACGAAUCACAUAUCAAGAUCAUUAGGGAUAGAAUGCUCGAUAUGAUUGAGUCACGGGGAUUUAGAAAUGUGCAAGUGGCGUUAUCAGUCUUGGAGAAACUGUGGCGCUUAAGAAUUGCGCGGAAAUCAUCUAGCUCGUCCAAUGUCGAAGGCUUAUUGGGCUCUGCCUGGCUGGUUGGGCUGGUGCCCGGCUCAAACGAGCUUCUUGAGCAGAACACGGAGGACCUUGUCCUGCUUGGCGAUGUCGCGGUGGAACAUUUUGCCAGCCUUGAUGUAUUUGGAGAGCUUCUUCCUGUUGCGGAAAAUGCGAGGCUUUUCCUGAGUCUCCCAGCAUUCGAGUAG
Messenger RNA from Penicillium cosmopolitanum, 1629 nucleotides. Its product is annotated as Zn(II)2Cys6 transcription factor. Bases 1 to 1629 code for a protein of 542 amino acids. Gene Ontology annotation, molecular function: transcription cis-regulatory region binding; zinc ion binding; DNA-binding transcription factor activity, RNA polymerase II-specific. The transcript is spliced from 5 exons. Lineage: Eukaryota; Fungi; Ascomycota; Eurotiomycetes; Eurotiales; Aspergillaceae. The record is from RefSeq and is a predicted model, not a curated record. Gene Ontology annotation, cellular component: nucleus. Gene Ontology annotation, biological process: positive regulation of transcription by RNA polymerase II.